Messenger RNA from Arachis stenosperma, 1282 nucleotides. Its product is annotated as transcription factor MYB94. The record is from RefSeq and is a predicted model, not a curated record. NCBI's taxonomy places the organism in Eukaryota, Viridiplantae, Streptophyta, Magnoliopsida, Fabales, Fabaceae. Gene Ontology annotation, biological process: response to auxin.
AGGAAACUAACCUAGCCUUCUCAAUUCCUCUAUUUCUCAUUAUGUAGUAAUAAUUUACAAAACCACAUACCCUACCCACUAACACUAUACAAAUCUUCAUUUGGAUCUCAAAGUAAGUUGAUAAAGUAAAGAUAGGGUAAUGGGGAGGCCACCUUGCUGUGAGAAAAUUGGGAUCAAGAAAGGGCCUUGGACUCCUGAGGAAGACAUCAUCUUAGUCUCUUAUAUCCAAGAACAUGGACCUUCCAAUUGGAGAUCCGUUCCCACCAAUACAGGGUUGAUGAGAUGCAGCAAGAGCUGCAGGCUUAGAUGGACUAAUUAUCUUCGACCAGGUAUCAAAAGAGGUAACUUCACCGACCAUGAGGAGAAGAUGAUUAUCCACCUCCAAGCCCUUUUAGGGAAUAGAUGGGCUGCUAUAGCAUCCUACCUUCCACAAAGAACAGACAAUGAUAUUAAGAAUUACUGGAACACGCAUCUGAAGAAGAAGCUCGCCAAGAAUCAAAGCGGAGCGGCCGAAGACGGCGGCGACUACCAAGAUGGAAACUCUUCAAGAUCCCAGCCAAAGGGACAGUGGGAGAGAAGGCUUCAGACAGAUAUUCACAUGGCCAAACAAGCCCUGUCUGAAGCCUUGUCCCUCAGCAAAUCCUCCAAUAAUAACAACGUCUUAUCUGACUCCUCAUCAUCUUAUCAUGCUUCCACAUUUGUCACAAGAACAAGCCACGCUGCUUCUUCUUCUUCUUCUUCGUACGCCUCAAGCUACGAAAACAUAUCCAAGUUGCUGGAGAAUUGGAUGAAAUCCCCGAACUCGUGUGCUGAAAUGACCACGAAUUCGGGAAAUUCAUUUAGUUCUAAUAACAGCGAAGCAGAUCAUGGCUUUGAUUCUCUCUUGAGCUUCAAAUCCGACGAUGAAAGGAAACCAAAGUACUUGUCCUCAUCAGAGGCGCAGCAACAGGUGCCUCUAACGUUGCUCGAGAAGUGGCUCUUUGAUGAUGGUGCUGCUCAGUGCCAUGAAGAUCUUAUGAACAUGUCAUUGGAGGAAAGUACUUCAGGUUUGUUCUAGAAAAACAAAGACACAAACAAGGUUCAAACUAGGAAUUAAUUAGGGUUCCUUUUCUUAUGGUUUCUUUUCUUCCAAUUUCAAGUGUUGCUGAACUCUUUGUGUAAAUGGAACUAUGUUUAGGUGUCAAGAGUAACUUCCCUAAUUAGUUUCGCUCCCAUAUAUCAAGAAUUGUUCAUUAUUAUUAUGAGUGUAUCUGUUAAUUAUUAAUAAUUAAGAGUUCAGUUU